AUGAGUCUGAGUAUUCAGCAAGGUCGCAUAGCAGCUAGGUUCUGCAAGACCCAACAUUGUUCAGACUCACCAUCUGAAUUGUUGUACCUUCAACUGGAGCCCACCGCGAGGGUUUCUUGUGUUUCUAGGCUCUUCCAGCUCUCCAAUCAUCCCCCAAAUUCGCCUAUUAUCCUACCACAGUCAUUCCUUAUCAGCUUCUCCCAUAUUCCCAAGUUUUCAGCAUCUUGUCCUCCUCCCCAGCGCAUUGAUAAGCGUUUUUCUCACGCGUUUUUCGAGCGGAUCUCUCGCAAACUUAGGGUCUUGUGGAGUUAUCGAGUUUUUGGUGUUUUUGAGAAGUUGAGGGGAGAUAAGGGUUUUCUGGGUGCUCAAAGGCCUGUCUCUUUUAGCUCUUUUGGCCAUUUACCAUCCUUCAGUGGCUCUGUCCAUUGCCCCAAUCUGCUUCUUGAUAGGACCAGCCCUUGUUGCCCUGCACCAUACCCCUUCCUCCUCCUCCCUCUUGCACCUCCGCACUUUUUCGCACUUUCACCAGCCCAUUUCGCAUUGGAACCCCCUCGACCCUAUACCCGUUUUGAAGCCCCCGUUCAUGGCUUUCAUUCGCGCCCAUCAGCGCCACGAUCCGACACGCCGUUCGCCCACCAUUCGCGUUUUCCGUCGCCCCCCAUUUUAUCGCACCUUUUCCACCAUUUUAUCUAUAUCUCCUCACCCUUUGAUCGCGCACCUAUCGACCCUAUACUCAUUCUAACCGCAUUCGCCGCCGCUUUCCAUCCGUCCGCUCCGCUUCCAGAUACGUCUGCGCGUUCCUCCGCAAUCCGCACUUCUCGCGUUUCCCUCCAUUUUCCACCAUUUCCUUCAUUUCUCACCCAGUUCUCCACCAAUCCUAGUCGACCCUAUACUCAUUUCGAAGCCCUCGUUCGCCUCUUUCUAUCCGUCUACUCCCCAUCGUCACCCAUGCAACCAUCAUCGCCUACAGAGAAAAGGCGGCAGCAGGCAAAAGACUUUAUUUCAACAUCAGGGAAAUCAUCGACCUCUUACCGGCCAUCGCAACUACUUGCUCCACUCGAACCAAUCCAAUUCACAAAGGACCAAAACCCAAAACCCAUAGCCUCUUGCGAACACCAGGUACCUACUAGUACUAAGUCUAUGAAUCCAGCUAGCAGUACCACGCAUGUCAGUGCCUCAGGUGUUACUAUAUCACAGGAUGCAGAUUUCGAGAUGGAGGAUGCCAUUGAAGAAAACCAUGGAAUUCCAGCUGUCAUUCAUGCUGCAUUUGCCGAUAUUCAAGCCAACGCAUAUCAUAUUUCUCCUUUCAAGCGCUUAUGGAAGGAUCCUCUGGACAAUCAUGAAGAACACAUUUUCGACGAGCUCUAUACCUCUGACACCUGGCUAGAAGCUCAGGACGACCUCCAGAAGCAGCCGAAAGAACGUGGUUGCACCCUCGAACGUGUUGUCGCCGGACUCAUGUUAUUCUCUGAUGCAACUCACCUUGCAAAUUUCGGAACGGCUAAAGCCUGGCCUCUUUAA
Suillus discolor is the source of this 1521-nucleotide messenger RNA. RefSeq lists its product as uncharacterized. The record is from RefSeq and is a predicted model, not a curated record. Lineage: Eukaryota; Fungi; Basidiomycota; Agaricomycetes; Boletales; Suillaceae. The coding region runs from base 1 to 1521 and encodes 506 amino acids. The transcript has 6 exons.